AUGGAGCCCCGUACGUCGCAGGGCAUGAUCCUUGCCUUGUGCGUGCUGGUGACGGGUGUAGCGCUGGCGGGGGCGGCGCGCGGGGCGGGGGUGCGCAGGCGGUCCCGUGACGUCAGCACCACGCAGGGGCUGGUGCGCGGGUACCGGCACCCGGACCCGCCGCACUACCAGUACCUCGGGAUCCCCUACGCGGCGCCGCCCACAGGAGAGGACCGAUUCAAGUCGCCGCAGCCGCCUCCCUCAUGGGACGGCAUCUUCGAGGCGACUCACCGCGUGGCGUGCCCGCAGGACGUGUCGCCCGACCAGUCGCGCGACCGGUCGGCGCCGCGGGUCGACGAGAACUGCCUCGUGCUCAACAUCUUCGCCCCGGACCUCGAGGGCACGCUGCCCGUCGUGGUGCAUCUCCACGACGGGGGCUUCACUAGCGGAUGGGGCUCGCUGGAGGCGCCGGCGCGGCUGCUGCGGCAGGGCGUGGUGGUGGUGACGCUCAACUACCGACUGGGCGCGCUGGGCUUCCUGUGCGUGGGCGCGGCGGGGGCGGGCGCGGGCGCGGGGGCGGGCAACGCGGGGCUCAAGGACCAGGUGGCGGCGCUGUACUGGCUGCAGAGGAACAUCCUGCUGUUCCGCGGCAACCCGGAUGACGUCACGCUGCACGGCACGGGGGCCGGCGCCGCCGCCGCGCAGCUGCUGCUGCUGGCGCCCGCCACCGCCGCUCUCUACCACAAGGCCAUCCUGGAGUCAGGGUCCGCGCUCUCACCCCUCUCGCUGGUCUACAACCCCGUAGCUACAGCAGUGGAGGUGGCCGCAUCGUUGGGCUUCGAAGGCGGGAAGAGCAUGACGGAAUUAGUAGAGUUCUACCAGUCCAUUCCGUACAGGGAGCUCUUGAAUUAUUCCAAGAGUUUCCGACCCUGCAUAGAGGACUCCCUAUACUUGUACAGCUUAAUUGAAAAUGAUCCUAGAGAAGCCUUGCUGAGCAGUCCCAUAGUAGAUGUUCCUGUGCUGUUCCUCCACACCAACCAGGAGGUGCUGUCGCUGGUCCACGAGGUGCCUCAGGAGUGGUUUGAGAAACCAGACCCCUACGUUAAUGAGCUGCUUCCCGGCAACUUGGAGAUAGAGAAUGAAGACACUUUGUACAAAGUACUAGAGACUGCAAUUCAGGUAUAUUUUACAAAGAAGCCUGACUCGAGAUAUGUGCAGCAGUAUGUUAACUUGUACAGUGACACAUACAUAGUGUACCCUCUAGUGAAGUCAGCACUGCUGCACGCAGCCCGCAGCUCGCACCUUGUGUACCUCAUGCAGUUCAGCUACGAGGGCAACCUGAGCAACCACAAGAGUGAGCCGCUACCGGGAGCCAGCCAUGGAGACAUCAUGAAUUAUGUUUUUUCAAGAGAAAAUCUUCCUAAUGUUAAUGAUGAAACUGUGGCAAACCAACUUGUCUAUUUAUGGAUAAACUUUAUAAAAUUUGGGGACCCAACACCUCUUCUAUCGUCAACAGUGCCACUAAUAUGGCAGCCUGUGCAAGUGUCCAUGGACAUUGAUGGCUCGAAGGUGAUCGCCGCCACCCAGUCCCUGGUGGUUGAUGCCAACAUGAAGCUCUCACUGCAAACUCCGUAUGCCAAGCUCGAGUUUUGGGAAAAAAUCUACAGGGUCUUUUACAAGAAACACAUCUCACUUGCUGAUGAUGCAGGAAAAACAUAGUUGUUUGCAAAAGCAAA
Molecule: messenger RNA, 1715 nt
Organism: Plutella xylostella (diamondback moth)
Lineage: Eukaryota; Metazoa; Arthropoda; Insecta; Lepidoptera; Plutellidae
Source: RefSeq, a predicted model, not a curated record